Messenger RNA from Carassius carassius (crucian carp), 1535 nucleotides. RefSeq lists its product as uncharacterized. The record is from RefSeq and is a predicted model, not a curated record. Bases 58 to 1383 code for a protein of 441 amino acids. NCBI's taxonomy places the organism in Eukaryota, Metazoa, Chordata, Actinopteri, Cypriniformes, Cyprinidae. The transcript has 2 exons.
AGUACCCAUUCCAGGCAACAAAUCGUCUUUGCCCUACGCUGCGCGAUUCCAUCGCGUAUGAAGGGGCAGCCAUCUGCUCCCGAUCAUGCAGUGUCAAAGCAAGACAAAACAAGCACCAUCAACACAACCAAGCAGCGUCAAUUUUCUCAUCGCAAGCCAACCAUCAUUGGUACCUACAACGUCCAUACUCUACGAGAAACAGAAAAGAGAGGCAACCAAGAAACACUAACAUUUAAACAAUCUGACCGGUUCCAUCAGCUCAUUCAUGGGUGUGAAGAGAAAGGAAUCGAUAUUGUAACCAUACAAGAGCACCGACUACCAGCAGCUGAUGGCAUUAACACCUACAUCGAAAUCUACAACAACAAAGAAUGGAGAUUCGACUUCUGCUCAGCCACAAAAACUACCCAAGGCAAUCACCUCGGAGGAAUAGGGCUCUUAACGAGCAGCAAAGCCGGCAAAUCCCUGACAGCAACAACUAAAAUGUCUGAGCGGAUAAUCACAGCAACAUUUGCGGGCAACCCUUUAACAACAGUCAUCGUAGCCUAUGCCCCGACAGAAGAAAAACCAAAGACAGAGAAAGACAACUUUUAUAACCAGUUCAUCAAAUGUGCACACGAAACAUCGCCACACAAUAUGCUCGUCAUUGCAGGCGACUUCAAUGCAGGAAUUGGAGAAGACAGCCAUCAGUCAAAUCCAAGAGUUAUAGCCAAACACGUUCUGCACAAAGCAACAAAUGACAAUGGAAGUAGACUAGUUGAGUUCUGUGAAGCAACAAAUACAAGGCCAACACAGCCCAGAUUCCCUCAUCCAAAAUCCAGAAUCUGGACGUGGCAACCGGAUGCCAAUAGAAACGCAAAAGACGGGAAAAACAGAGCUCAACUAGAUCACAUACUCAUCAACGGCAAGUGGAUCAAUUCGGUGAAGAACGUGAGAGCAUUCAACUCAAUCGAUCAAAAUCAGCUGAGAGCGCCAAGAGAAACCAAGAACAAGCGCCUCAAGUUCGACUGGAGAAAGCUCAAAGACAACGAAGAGCUACAAGAACAAUAUACCGUCACUAUCCAAAAUCGUUUCAACGCACUUAGGAGAGAAGACGACCGCGAUGAUAUGCAGCCAAAAUAUGAUAGAUUCGUAACAGCCAUCAAAGAAGCUGCAAAGAGCACGGUCGGCCUAGUCAGGAAAAAAGCACCAAAGAACUGGGUUUCGAGCGAAACGAUCAAAUUUCUCAAAGCACGGAAUAAAUCUAAGAGAAACAAGUGUGCGAACAUGAAACAACUCAAUCAAGAUCUGCUUGAUUCAUAUGAGCAGGACAGGAUCAACUACUUGGAGGAAAAACUACAGCAACUUAAAGAAGCAGCAAAAGCAAAUAAACUAAGAACAACUUGAGAGAUAGUCAAAGAGAUCAGCGGCAAGACUAAGUCAACAAACAAACACAAGAUGAAAAGAGCAGACGGAAGAGACAUCAAAUCAUCACAAGAACUGCUAAAGGAGUGGCAACAAUACUUUAAAACCUUGUUAAACAACAAAAUAAUCACUGA